This is a messenger RNA of Sphenostylis stenocarpa, 429 nucleotides long. The record is from the annotation of a GenBank genome assembly. Lineage: Eukaryota; Viridiplantae; Streptophyta; Magnoliopsida; Fabales; Fabaceae.
AUGGGGUUUCCGGUGUGUUGCGCGGAAGUGUACUUCCCUAUCCCCUUCCUGCGCAUGCCUGACAUCCUUGGUUUCCUCCGCAACCUUGUUUUCUUCCUUGUACAUGUCCUUGCCCUCCUCCACUUCCCCCAUAUCGAGGAUCCCCUGUCCUCUACUGCCACCGCAACAGCCACCUCAGCUGCUGAAGUCGCCAGGCCCUCCGAAGUGUCGCCUCCUGUCAUCAGGAGGCUCCUGCCUGUCGCCCGGUUCGGAGAGUCCAGGGAAAACGCAUGCGAGUGCGCCGUCUGUCUGUGCGAGUUCUCUGAGGAGGUGGAGAUUCGGCGCAUGCGGAACUGCAACCACAUUUUCCAUCGCACCUGCGUGGACCCUUGGAUCGAUCAGAAUCAGAAAACGUGCCCUAUCUGUAGGACCCCCUUUGUGACCAAUUAG